AUGAGGGAUAAACGGACAGGCGAGGGAUGUUGCUGGCGAAUGGAAUCGGUGCGAUCGAGGCGAAAGAGGCUGGCGCGAGAGCAGACACGAUUCGGCGAAUGUUUACAUUCCAGGUCAGCCGAUUAUACGACGGGCAUCUUUCAGAGCAUCGGCUUCAAGGAGUUCCACGCUUACCUCGUGCUGCCUGACGAGGAGAGGCGAGAGAAAAAGGGACAGGAAUUGUUACAAAAGAGCAUUGAGGAUCUAAAAAUGGUUACAAAGAGAUACGCAAAGAAGCAGGAAAAGUGGAUUCAAAAUCGCUUGAUUCGUCGCAGUGAUAGACAGGUACCGCCAAUUUAUGUAUUAAAUUGUACAAAUGUCGAUCAGUGGAACAGUCGUGUGUAUGAACCAGCUGUGGCAAUAAUCGAGGCUGUGUUGAAGGGUGAAAAACCAGAGCAGAAACCUGUAAAUGAGACGUUCACAGGUCCUGUGGAAAACCAAAUAUUUCAUGACAGUAGCAAUGCCGAAAAAUAUUACUGCGAUAUCUGCGAGAGGAUAUUUAUAGGUGAACUUCAAUGGAAUCAGCAUCAACGAAGUAAUAAACACAAGAGGGCUUUGAGAAGGAAACAAAGAUUGGAAAAACAAAAAAAGUUGGAAGAACAAGAAAAGUUGGAAGAAGAAAGAAAGACUGAAAAAAAUCUAUGA
Heterotrigona itama is the source of this 684-nucleotide messenger RNA. The record is from the annotation of a GenBank genome assembly. Lineage: Eukaryota; Metazoa; Arthropoda; Insecta; Hymenoptera; Apidae.